Messenger RNA from Iphiclides podalirius (scarce swallowtail), 249 nucleotides. Lineage: Eukaryota; Metazoa; Arthropoda; Insecta; Lepidoptera; Papilionidae. The record is from the annotation of a GenBank genome assembly.
AUGUAUGCACCGUGCAGCCGCAUCCUGCCCCCAUCAGUAUUCGGGCAAGGCACCCGGACACGGCGGUCCGCCUCCGACGCGACGCUAUCUAGGAGCCCUCGAAGCAUUGAAUAUAAAUUACACGAAAUUAUUGCGCGGCCACACAAUAAUCCCGCGCCGCUCUCGACGCGCGUCGCCAUUUUGAAAUUCGAGCGCGGGCGGGAGCGUUCUGAAACGCGGUGCGGCGACCCCGUGACCGCGCGCACAUAU